AUGGCUGAAACCACAUUUAUUAAAAACGAACCCGAAGAGCAGAGCAGUAAUCCACAUCAAUUUGUGAUGUCAGGCUCAGCAUUUGGGAUGCCUAGUCCGUCAUUCGGAUCUAAUUUCGGGCACUCCGUCACCAACGACGGUAUUGACCCAUCGGAACUCACAAUGCAAAAUGGAACUUUCAUGUCAUAUCCGUUCGGCUCCCAGCAAAACUUAUCAUCCAGUUUCAAUCUCGGGAACUCCAGCAUUGAUACAGCGGAGCUGUUGGAUCUGGAACUCAAUGGACAAAAUGGUGUUGGACGGGAUAACAGCAUAGGCUUUGUUCAGGAUCAACAGCGUCAACCUACGGGUAUCUCCAUGAGCCAUCAAGGCCAAAUGACGCAUGUCUACUCCAGUACCCCCGAUGGAGCGCCUAUUCAAAGCCCCUUUAUCCGCAACAACUUCAACUAUGAGCAGUUCCGUGUAAACCAAGGACAACAGGCCCAUUCGCCUCACGUGAAAAUGAAUACUCCUUUUGACCAACAUUAUGCCAACGGGCUGCCAGGUUUCCAUGGCGUUGAUCGCAACUCUACCGAUGCCAGGAGCCCAAUGACUCCAAAGACCCCUGCAAUUGCAGGACUUAAUAUUGGGACGCCCGAUUCGGGUAGUUUCUCCUCACAACCAAUGCGCGCUGUGAGUUUACACAAUCGCCAUCAGAAAACUCUGUCAAGUCAAUGGGAUGGCACCCCCGGUAGCGCACAGUCAUUGAUCGAUUCUCCAAUUUCAUCCCCCGGACAUCCCUCUCAUCAUACGGGAAUCUCUGAAAUAUUGAAAUCCGGAAAGCAUGCUUCGUUACCCACCAAGGUGGACUCAGUGCAUGGACAUCAUCACUCCACGAGCGCACAGAGCUUGGAAUCACAAGAAGCCAAGAGACGACGUCGACGUGCGUCGCAUAAUAUGGUAGAACGCCGGAGACGUGACAACAUCAACGAACGAAUUCAGGACCUUUCUCACCUCGUCCCCCACCAUCGUUUGGAAGAUGACAGGAUUCGGAAGCAGCUUGCCAAUAACUCAGCUCUCGCUAAUUCUGGUGGAUCCGGUUUGAGCCCUACAAACGCCGCCACAUCGUUGCUUGCCGGAGGAAGCGGACGCCGAGCCACAGCUGGGAACAUCACCAUGGGUUUACCGAUUGAAGAAAAGGAGAAAGGCCCCAACAAGGGUGAUAUUUUAAACGGAGCUGUGGGUUGGAUGAGGGAUUUGAUGUGGGUUAUGCAUGUCAAGCUCCAACAGGAAGAUGAGCUCGCGGAGCUGAUUACCUCUCUUGGUGGGACUUGGCCAUUUGAGCAAACCGAAGAGGAGAAACGCAUGCGCACUGAACUUAUUGAUGCCAUGGAAAAGAAUGAUCCAAACACGUUCUCUUAUAGUCGAGCACCAGGAAGUGGCCUCCGCGUUCCCAAACAUACGAACAUUGCAGGAGAAGCUUUACAACCUGAUACCUUAAGCCCGCAGAGCCUUAGCCCAGCCUUUCACAGCGGCGGGAGCGGGACCAACAGUGGUGGAACUCAGCCACAAUACUGGAAUACCUCUGGACAUGCCGGGAUGAGUUUCAAAGAGGAAGACGAAUACUCUAUGGAAAUGAAUUAA
Histoplasma mississippiense is the source of this 1620-nucleotide messenger RNA. RefSeq lists its product as hypothetical. The transcript has a single exon. Gene Ontology annotation, biological process: regulation of transcription by RNA polymerase II. The record is from RefSeq and is a predicted model, not a curated record. Lineage: Eukaryota; Fungi; Ascomycota; Eurotiomycetes; Onygenales; Ajellomycetaceae. Gene Ontology annotation, molecular function: protein dimerization activity; DNA-binding transcription factor activity, RNA polymerase II-specific; RNA polymerase II cis-regulatory region sequence-specific DNA binding. The coding region runs from base 1 to 1620 and encodes 539 amino acids.